Messenger RNA from Xylona heveae TC161, 2280 nucleotides. RefSeq names its product Ran-binding-domain-containing protein. The transcript is spliced from 6 exons. The record is from RefSeq and is a predicted model, not a curated record. Gene Ontology annotation, cellular component: nucleus; cytoplasm. Lineage: Eukaryota; Fungi; Ascomycota; Xylonomycetes; Xylonales; Xylonaceae. Gene Ontology annotation, molecular function: GTPase regulator activity. Bases 1 to 2235 code for a protein of 744 amino acids.
AUGGAUAUCUUUCUGGGGAAGAUUACGCAGCAAGCGAUGAACUAUGCCAUACGCUCUGGCAUUACCAUAACUAGUACCUAUGCCAUAAGACAGUGCUCCAGAUUGCUGAGGAACGUCAAAGGCAAUGAACGUGAGGAAUUGGGCGCUUUACAAGACCGUCUUGAAAGCAAGAUCAGGAUAAUAUCUCCGGCGAUUGAUAUGAUAGAAUUGAUCGCAGCACGUGGUAACACGUCAUUGGAGUCAGCAGUCUCCCUGACAAAAGCUCUCCGAUGGGAUAUUCAAAAUCUUGGUUUGAGACUGGCAAAUGCUGCUGCUGCCGAAGAGCGAGCACGGCGUGGAAGCAGAUCUGCAUCUCGAGCCCAGAAUGAACUUGAGGUGCAACUCAUCAUUCGAGAUAUUCGCAAACUCCUCAACAGGAUCGAAGAUGCAGUACCACUUAUCAAUCUGGCCAUAACAACUUCUGGAGCCAGCUUAUCGACCAGCCUUCCUUCGACAAUCUCACCAUCACGUUUACUGCAAGCGAGUACAUUUCUGACCGCCGGGGAUACGCAAUAUGCCAUGUCAUCAGCGAGGGCUUCGCAAAUCGGCCCUGCAUUCACAUUAUCCAUGUACAUGCUCUUUUCAGGCCAUACAUACAGACCACUGGACGAAGAAGGGAUCCGGGAGACUACUUGGAAAGAAGUCAUACACAAAGCCCGCGUAAAGCUCCUGCGUGUCCCAUUAAAUGCAACCCAAGAUCUGCCUUCGACAGCCUCCAACGACACCGAUCAAUAUCAAAACCGGGAGGGUGGCAAUGCAUCGGCUUCCCACAUUGCUGGCGAUGCCAGAGCCGAUGAGUUCGCGUAUCAACUCCUGAUCAUUGAAGAUCUCGAUGAUGAUCGGGUACAUACUCUGGAGGAUGACGACGCCCAACCUGGGCCGUAUGAAGAUGUUCGUUUGGCUGGGAUCAGGGAAGUUGUGCCUAUCCACGAAAUAUCAAAAAUCUUCUACGCAGACACCGGCAAGAUUCUCAAUAUUGGCUCGGACGAGGAAUCCAACAAUCCGAUUUUGUUGCUGAAGAGAGACAUACACGCCGUCCCGCCGCGUCGCAUGAUGGAGCGAGUAGCUGUCGAAACUGAUUGGAGGGAUGAUUAUUCCGAACCAGACACGGCUGAGGGAGAAGAGAAAUAUUCCUCCUUCGGAGACCCAGAACAGUCAGAACUGGAUGCUCAACUUUUGAGAGAGGAAGAGGAAGCUUCCGCGCCUCCUCAUGAUGACCAAGAAGAAUACCCACAUCUGAAGCCCGACCCAUGGCGUCUACCCGCGAACCUCGAUCCAGAGUGGAUUGCUUUUGAAGUAUACAGCGAAGCCACGGAUUCGGACACAGAAUCUGAGCCUCCUGCAUCUGACACCAACCAACCCGCUUCCCCUCGACCGUCUCGCCAAUCGCGAGAACAGUCACUCGAUCCUUCGCUCACGUCCGCUCUUUCUGCGCUUCAACUAGGCGUCAGUAGCCCGCCUCCUGCAACCCCAACAGGCACGAAUAAAAGCGAGUUGAUCCCCACCCCUCAUUCAGCUUCACCCUCGCGCACCACUCUCCCUCCUCCCCGCACCCCGCCACAAACGAAUCGUAGCCCGCUACCACCUAUCCGGACCUCGCUUUCGCUGCUUGAAACUCUGAUCCGCUUGACCUCAUUGCAACAAUUCCAACAGACAUCUCACCUGGCCAUCAACGACGAGCUUCUCAAUUUCUUCCUUCAAGAAUCUUCCACGACUGGCGCAGGGAGCGACACCGAUGCUCGGCGGCGAGCACGCCAGGACGCUCGCCGAAGGGUGGGCUUCGAUCCUUACGAUGAAAGUCCAGUGAAGCGGCGCGGAGAAGACUACCAAGCGCACCCUGCUCAUUAUAGUCGUGGAAAUACACCAUAUGACGAUGGAGAAUGGGAGGGACAAUACUCACAAUACGUCCAAGAGUCCUUGCCACAGACUCCACCACCCCUUUUUCUCCAGCAGCGUCGGCAUUCGUCGAGGUCCACUACUCCAGAACGUUACGGUGGUAGCGGUGGUGGCGGUGCUCUCCCAAGCUAUUCCCGGUACAUACCUCCUCCGUCGUCCUCCUCUCCAGCCGACAGGGCCAAAGGGCGCCAGGCAGCUCUGCGACGAGAUACCCGUCACAUCGUUAAGCAGAGUAGCCCUCUCGGACGACAUUCCCCUGAAUCAAGUCCUACUCGUCUACCGACUUCAGAAGAGCCAUAGUACCUGCUUGUCUAUGUUAAGCGACCUGCGUAAUUUUCAGGAAUU